GCCACAUACCUACUUGAUAUCUCAGUGAUACUCCCGCGAUGCUGUUGAUGUCCCCCACUUCAGAUCAUUGCAAUGCCUCUUGAUCUUAUCAUUUUUCUUCAGUCUAAAGUCCUCAUUUCCAACACCAUAAUUCUCAACUCUACUUUACAACUUAAGAAUGGAGCUAAGCUUAAAAUGAUGCAAGUGAUGUCAUUUAGUUUUAUGAAAAAAUUAAUCUUGAGUUAAAUUUAAUUAAAUAUUUCCCUUCUUGAUUUUGUGCUUAGGAAAAUGGAAAUACCACUAAUUUGAAGAGGGAGUUGGUCAAAUUGUUUGGUGUUUCACUUUGCCAAGGGCUGCAUACUCAAUUGAAUAUUGAGCCACAGAUUAAGUUGUCCAAAUCAAUGUUUGGCGAUUACCAGUGUGAAAGUGCCAAGGUUAUGUUUGCUAAACUGAAAGGAACAUGUAGUCAAUACCAGAACUCUCUAGCUGUUGGAGAGAGUCAUCCUCGGUUGCUGCAAAUGGGUUCGUGAAUGUCGUUUUGUCAAAAACAUGGAUGGCUAAGGGAGAAAGCUUUUACAAUCCAUAUAUUCCCGGGGUGAUAGAGGAACUUACCCAUAAAGGGUUAGUCAAAGAAAGUGCAGGUGCUCGUGCCAUAUUCAUUGAAGGCUAUUGCGUGCCUCUAAUUGUUGUGAAGAGAGAUGGAGGUUAUAACUAUGCUUCUACUGAUCUUGUUUCUCUUUGCCUGAAUGAGGAGAAAGCUGAUUGGAUUAUUUAUGUCACUGAUUCUUCCCAGGAACAACAUUUCACGAUGAUUUUCAAAGUGUGUCCUUGCUUUUAUGGGCAGCCAAACAUGCAGGUUGGCUCCCGUCUGCUCAUAAUUUGUACCCAAAAGUCACUCAUGUGGCUUUUGGCGUUUAUAAAGGGGAGGAUGGAAAGCGCUUUCAGACUCGUAAAACUGAUGUCAUUCUAUUAGCUGAUGUUCUUGACGAGGCCAAGAAGCGUUGUAAAAGUGAACUUAUAGAGCGUGGCAUAUAUAGUAACCGUAAUAAUUUACAUACUCCGUAUAAUACAGAGUAAUUUAUUUUCCAUCAUUUUCAAUGGAAUCAAAGACUCACUAUUUUUUGGCUUGAGAAUAUGAUGGAAUAAAGCAAAAUGGCUCACUAAACUGUUUGUGCUUCUUUGUUAUGAAGUAACAGUCAGUCUAUGCAAUUUUCGACGUGGUUUUCACUAUGGGUCAUUUUUAUUUAAUGACCUUUAUUAAAUAAUUUUAUUAUAAUUAUUAUUUUAAAUAAAUAUAGCGUACUAUUUGUCUCGAAUAUAAGCCCAAAAUAUUAUCUCGCCCAUAGGCCCGAAAAUAGACCGGACCGGCUCUGAUGCUAGUGGAACUUUUGUUAUAUUGUCUUUUUUGUGCUUUUUGUUGUG
Messenger RNA from Cuscuta epithymum, 1401 nucleotides. The record is from the annotation of a GenBank genome assembly. Lineage: Eukaryota; Viridiplantae; Streptophyta; Magnoliopsida; Solanales; Convolvulaceae.